This is a messenger RNA of Linepithema humile (Argentine ant), 2774 nucleotides long. The record is from RefSeq and is a predicted model, not a curated record. NCBI's taxonomy places the organism in Eukaryota, Metazoa, Arthropoda, Insecta, Hymenoptera, Formicidae.
UUUUUCAUUGCGUUAGCUGCUUCGCGUCCGUCGGCAGCUUGUACAGAUCUGUGCGUGUACCGGACAGAGAUUGUGCAUCGUGUGCAUCCUUUUGCGUGGAGAAAACCGAAAGUCGAACGAUGAGUGAUCCGAAGAGUGGAGAAGAUUUGGCGACCGCUAUCCUUCGUAAGAAGGAUAGGCCUAAUAGAUUGCUGGUCGAUGAAGCUAUCGCAGAUGACAAUUCUGUAGUAGCGCUUUCUCAAGCAAAGAUGGACGAACUGCAAUUGUUUCGCGGAGAUACUGUACUGCUGAAGGGCAAGAGGCGCAAAGAGACAGUGUGUAUCGUUCUUUCGGAUGACACCUGUCCAGAUGAAAAGAUUCGUAUGAAUCGUGUCGUCAGAAAUAACUUACGCGUACGUCUGAGUGAUGUCGUGUCUGUACAAGCGUGUCCCGAGGUCAAAUAUGGAAAACGUAUACAUGUAUUGCCUAUGGAUGACACCGUUGACGGUCUUACUGGAAAUCUGUUUGAAGUAUAUUUGAAGCCAUACUUCCUGGAAGCAUAUCGCCCCAUUCAUAAAGAUGACAAUUUUAUUGUCCGAGGAGGAAUGCGAGCCGUGGAAUUCAAAGUGGUGGAAACUGAUCCAGGACCGUUCUGCAUUGUAGCACCUGACACAGUAAUACAUUGUGAAGGUGAUCCGAUUAAACGAGAGGAGGAAGAGGAAGCGUUGAAUGCUGUAGGUUACGACGAUAUCGGUGGCGUCCGUAAGCAAUUGGCACAGAUCAAGGAGAUGGUGGAGUUGCCUCUGCGUCAUCCAUCUCUGUUCAAAGCUAUCGGCGUUAAGCCGCCACGCGGCAUAUUGUUGUACGGGCCGCCGGGAACAGGAAAGACUCUCAUUGCUCGUGCUGUGGCGAAUGAAACCGGAGCCUUUUUCUUCCUUAUAAACGGUCCUGAAAUUAUGAGCAAGUUGGCUGGUGAAUCUGAGAGCAACUUGCGGAAGGCAUUCGAGGAGGCUGAGAAAAAUUCUCCGGCCAUUAUAUUCAUCGAUGAACUCGAUGCUAUUGCGCCAAAACGUGAAAAGACGCACGGUGAAGUUGAAAGACGUAUAGUGUCGCAACUAUUAACAUUAAUGGACGGUAUGAAGCAGAGUUCCCAUGUGAUUGUAAUGGCUGCCACCAAUCGGCCGAACAGUAUCGACGGAGCAUUGCGCCGAUUUGGACGUUUCGACAGAGAGAUUGACAUUGGUAUACCGGAUGCCACUGGCCGAUUGGAGAUUUUGCGAAUCCACACGAAGAACAUGAAACUCGCUGAUGACGUCGACUUGGAGGAGAUUGCGGCGGAAACUCAUGGACACGUUGGAGCCGAUCUAGCGUCUUUAUGUUCCGAAGCAGCUCUUCAACAGAUCCGCGAGAAGAUGGAUCUUAUUGAUUUAGAGGACGAUCACAUAGACGCGGAGGUUCUAUCUUCUCUUGCUGUUACUAUGGAGAACUUUAAGUACGCAAUGACGAAGAGCAGCCCGAGUGCUCUACGCGAGACGAUCGUGGAGGUGCCAACGGUUACUUGGGACGACAUCGGAGGCUUACAAAAUGUUAAAAUGGAAUUGCAGGAAUUGGUUCAGUAUCCAGUGGAGCAUCCUGAUAAAUUUUUGAAAUUCGGCAUGCAACCGUCACGAGGCGUGUUGUUUUACGGCCCGCCUGGCUGUGGUAAGACACUAUUGGCCAAAGCGAUCGCCAACGAGUGUCAAGCAAAUUUCAUUUCUGUCAAGGGUCCUGAAUUAUUAACUAUGUGGUUCGGCGAGUCAGAAGCUAAUGUCAGAGAUGUUUUCGAUAAGGCCAGAUCAGCUGCUCCUUGUGUGCUGUUCUUCGACGAACUUGAUUCGAUCGCGAAGUCCCGAGGUGGUACCGUCGGCGACGCUGGCGGUGCGGCCGAUCGUGUGAUAAAUCAAAUAUUGACGGAAAUGGACGGUAUGGGCGCGAAGAAAAAUGUGUUCAUCAUUGGAGCAACAAAUCGUCCCGACAUCAUCGAUCCAGCCAUUUUGCGACCCGGUAGAUUAGAUCAAUUGAUUUAUAUACCGCUACCAGAUGAGAAGUCCCGGGAAGCGAUAUUCCGUGCUAAUCUUCGCAAAUCGCCCGUAGCUAAGGAUGUAGACUUAAGCUAUAUCGCCAAAGUCACACAUGGUUUCUCCGGUGCUGAUCUGACAGAGAUCUGCCAGCGCGCAUGCAAACUUGCCAUUAGACAGUGCAUCGAAACUGAAAUUCGCAGGGAAAGAGAACGGGCAAGUAAUCCGUCUGCAUCGAUGGACAUGGAUGAGGAUGAUCCUGUACCAGAAAUAACGCGAGCUCACUUUGAGGAAGCAAUGAGGUUUGCGCGCCGUUCGGUAUCCGACAACGACAUUCGCAAGUACGAAAUGUUUGCGCAAACACUUCAGCAAUCCCGAGGAUUCGGAACUAAUUUCAGAUUUCCACAAAGUGGAGCAGGCGGUGCUCAAGAUAACACGCAAGGCGAUCAAGCCUUUCAAGAUGAUGGAGAUGACGAUCUCUAUAGCUAAGUUUUCAUUUUCUUGUAUGUCAUUACAGUGAGCAUACGACAAAAGGGCCUGUCUGUUACCGCAUAACACUUUGCACAGGGAUCGUUUCUAAGUGGUACAAUUAAAAUAAAGAGCGUAAAAAAAAAUGGAUAAAAUAAUUGAAAUUUUAUAUGAGAUAUACAUAUAGCUUUGUGUUUGUAGAGAAGGGCAUGAACCCUCCAUGUAGUUAAGAAAUCACUCGGAUAUAAAGUAUCGAUUAGUACCAAAAAC